This is a messenger RNA of Ciona intestinalis (vase tunicate), 1787 nucleotides long. RefSeq names its product regulator of microtubule dynamics protein 1. The record is from RefSeq and is a predicted model, not a curated record. NCBI's taxonomy places the organism in Eukaryota, Metazoa, Chordata, Ascidiacea, Phlebobranchia, Cionidae. Gene Ontology annotation, molecular function: microtubule binding. Gene Ontology annotation, cellular component: mitochondrion; cytoplasm; mitotic spindle pole.
UAAUACACAUUGUUAUCUUUUACCUGACAAUUUAAUAAAACGUGUUUAUAUAUUAAGCAGAUGUACGUUUUCUGAGAAAGUCAUAAAAUACUAUCCGGCGAAAAUCUAAAAAAGAGAGCGCGCGAAAACGACAACUGGUUGUAUGUAUGUAGCUUUGACAUAAUCAACGUGAAUUGGAUUGGUUCUACUGCCGUUAAUUGUGAAGAAUUUAGCUUAAAUUUACCCAAGAUGUCGACAACAUUGUUUGGGAUUAUUCGGUCGUUAGCCUUAAGAACUACCUCCUUAGUCGCAACAAGGUCGCUGGCAAAACAAAAACGUGGCUUGGGUCGAAAAUUUGCUUUAGCCGUGUCCGCAGCCAGUGCGUUUGCUUUUACAAUUCAUCAAAAACGUAUUGAGAUAUUUGCAAAAGAGAAUAAACAAAAGGACAAACAUGUCAUUGAAGAAGCAGAUAAGUUGUAUAACAUGGGUGGGCAAUACAGGGAGCUGUACGAUUACUUGAAAAAGCAGAAAAACGUAAAAAACUGUAGCAUUCUGUGGAGGUUGGCACGUGCUGCAAGAGAUCUUGCUUUAAAAGGCGAAGAUGUCACGGACAAUGAAAAAAAAGAACUUAUCUACGAGGCGUUUAACGCUUCCAAAGAAGCUCUGGAUGUUGACGAAAGUGACUUUGCAGCUCAUAAAUGGUACGCUAUAACCAUUGGCGACGUUGGAGAUUAUGAAGGUACCAAAGUAAAGAUCUCGAAUGCAUUUCUAAUUCGUGACCACCUUGAACGUGCUACUGAACUGAACCCAAGUGAUGCAACCACAUUACAUUGCCUCGGAAUGUGGUGUUUUGCCUUUGCUGACAUGCCAUGGUGGCAACACAAAAUGGCUGCGGUCAUUUUUGGCACCCCACCUUCUUCCACCUAUAAAGAAGCAGCUGACUACUUCAUGCAAGCUGAAAGAGUGGACCCAAACUUCUACAGCGUCAACUUACUCAUGCUUGGAAAAACUUACAUAAAAAUGAACGACCACAAGAGGGCCAUGUUGUUCCUAGAUCGGGUACUCCAUUAUCCAAUAUUGAACACUGAAGAUGAAAACGCCAAAGUUGAGGCAGAAGUUUUGUUAAAAUCCCUUCUUGGAAAGUGAAAGUAGUAACUUCUGUUUGCAUUUGUUACAAAUAUAUACUGAAGCACAUUCUAUUGACACUAACAUGCUAUACUUCUAUUUGCAGUCAGUAUUUAAACAUUUAUAUAUUCCAGUUAGUAGUUAAUUAUAAAUUGUAGUUUUUGUUGUUCUAUGUAAGCUAAAUGUUUACUGGAAAGACUUUAGUUGACCCUUUUUUUGACCCAAUGAUCUAUUGCUUGUGAAACUGUUGUAUGAUAAAUCCCCAUUGCUUGUAUUGUUAAUUUAUCAUACUGUUAUUAGUGAAAUAGAUGGGAAUUGUUUUGAUCAAGGUGUGAAUUAUUUGUAAUUUUGGUGGCAACAGGAUAGUUACAUAUACCCAUGCCAGUAAUUGUUUGUUACUGAUUAGUGCGUUGGUAAUUGAAGUGGUGUAUAUGUGAUUAGUGAGUGUAAUUUACCGGUACUUAAACACAAAUAUAUGUAUUUAUUACGCUUUACUGUUUGUAAAUGUUUAUAAUUGUUGGGAUGUGCAAAUAUGGUGUUCAUGUUGGUGCAGUUUUUGUACAUUUUUCAGUCGAAAUAAUGGAAAUAUAGACUGGAAUGUAUUGCAUUUGAUCCUGAAGUCAAUUUUUCACAUCAUGCCUAUUUAUUCAAGCUUAUAAAAUUUGUUAAACAUUGUUUUGCAG